GUUAUUAUUGCAAAUAAUUACUGAAUACUGACUAAACGUUUUUAAAAUACAAUUCAUUUGAAUUUUAAUCACAUUUUAAAAUGCGUUACAAAAGUGUCGCAAAGUUUUGGCUUAAAUUUGUUAUUAUUAUUUAAUUAUUAAAUUAUAUAUAUAUUUAACUAUAACUCAAAUUUAAUGGACGUUAAAUGUAUUGGUUUAAGCCAUGUAUUGCUCAAUACGGCACUGAAUAUGAGUGAGAUUGAGCCCAACCCUCCCGGUGCUACUAUUCCUGUCAUAAUAGCCCUGCACUGGAAUUCCGCAGAAUAUGGCAAAUAUGGUCAUAACGUUAAUGAGCGUGGUAAUUGCUAUUUCAAUGUCCCGGCAUACAUGACACCCCCUUUGGAAAGGGCUGCCAUACAAGUGAUGGUCAAUAUCUGGUCCUUAAUCCGUAAGCACAGGGAAAGGCUAGCGAUUGAUGUGAAAAACCAGUUAAAUCUAUUUGUAUGGCAACUGGCCAUUGAAAGGGAGGUGUGUUAUAGGUUGAACGACUUUCUGAAUAUUAGAGAAUAA
Messenger RNA from Oppiella nova, 549 nucleotides. Lineage: Eukaryota; Metazoa; Arthropoda; Arachnida; Sarcoptiformes; Oppiidae. The record is from the annotation of a GenBank genome assembly.